This is a messenger RNA of Musca vetustissima, 777 nucleotides long. RefSeq names its product carbonic anhydrase 6-like. NCBI's taxonomy places the organism in Eukaryota, Metazoa, Arthropoda, Insecta, Diptera, Muscidae. The annotation marks the transcript as partial. Gene Ontology annotation, cellular component: cytoplasm. The transcript has 2 exons. Gene Ontology annotation, molecular function: carbonate dehydratase activity; zinc ion binding. The record is from RefSeq and is a predicted model, not a curated record.
AUGUGUCUCUUAGCCGUUCCAUGGACCUACUCUUCGGAGAUCCUCUGGCCCACUACUUAUCCCAAGUGUGGAGAUCCUUACCAAUCGCCCAUUGAUGUAGUUGUUAAUGAGGUAGUCGCAGUUGCCUUCGACGAAAUAUCACACAAUAUCGGACUACUAUAUAUAAUAAAACUCCACAAUAAUGGCCGUUAUGUAACAGGGCAUUUGGAACUUGGACUACUGGAUACACCCACAGUCCGCAUUGGAAAUGGCCCACAAUAUAAAUUUGAUCAUUUCCGCUUCCAUUGGCGUAAAGAGGGCGCUCCAUCAUCGGAGAAUUCCAUUAAUGGCCGGCACUAUGAUUGUGAAUUCCAUUAUGUGUUCAUCAACGAAAAAUAUGUGGACUUCGAUGAGGCCACUAAUCAUGAUGAUGGGCUGUUAAUUAUUAGUGUUUUAUGCGUUAUAGAUGACUCCCUCAAAGAUAAAACAUUUUUGACAGACAUCUUGUUGGAAGUCGAAAAAAUCGCGAACUUUAACACAGAUGCAUAUACAGCUAAAGUUCCAAUCUUCGAUUUCAUUAAGGAUCUAUUGAAGGUAGAUUCUAGCCAUGCGUACUUUAAAUAUAGGGGUUCUUUGACAACACCACCUUGCGCGGGAGCCGAUAUUAUUCUUUUGAAAGAUCCAAAACAUAUUCAAAGAGUGGAGUAUGACGCUUUCCUACCCUUGGAAGAUGAAAAUAAUAAGCCGAUUUAUACAAAUGUACGUGGAAUAAAACCCAAAGACGGACGCAUAGUAAAC